AUGCAAGACCGUACGUUACCGCCUACCAAGCGCCAACGCACGGUACAAGGCGACCGCGGCCCAUCCCCUCCUCCUCCUCCUCCUUCUCCACCACAAGAAGAUGCGCCAGCAGCGCCAAUCGAAACACUCCCAGCACAACCAGACUCACCGCCGCCACCACCACCUCUCGACGCAACGCUGGAUCAAGCUCAGAACACCGACAUUGUUCCGCCUCCUCCACCAUCCGUACCGCCUCCGCCGCCACCUGAGCAAGCGUACGAGCAUGACGACGACGACGAUGACGAUGACGAUGAUGCAAACGUGCAAGACGCUGCCUAUUGGACGCGUCUAGCGCAAGCUUCCUCUUCCUCUUCCACCUCGACCCUGCCAUCGUCCUCCUCGGCAGUCUCUCACACGACAUCCACCAACGGCGCAGCGGCAGGUAAGAAGGGCAAGUCCGCACUCUACCUCGACACAAUUAACCGGGCAGUGCUCGAUUUCGACUUUGAAAAGCUCUGUUCCAUCUCGCUGUCCAACAUCAAUGUCUAUGCGUGUCUCGUAUGCGGGCGAUACUUCCAGGGACGCGGGCGCAACUCGUACGCCUACCUGCACAGCAUCGACGACUCGCACCACGUGUUCAUGAACCUCUCAACGGCGCAGACGUACAUUCUUCCGGACAACUAUGCGGUGCCCGAAGAGAAUCAGGCGGCUCUGCGAGACAUUAAGUACCUUCUCAACCCGACCUUCACGCCGAGCACGAUCCGGGCCAUCGAUGCCGGACCGGCGUACGACUUGGCCGGAGAGCAGUACUAUCCUGGGUUUGUGGGGCUCAACAAUGUGGGGAGCAACGACUACGUCAAUGCGGUGGUGCAGGCGUUGGUGCACGUGCCUGCGAUACGCGAUUACUUCUUGUUGCAGCGGGAGAGGGAGGGAGAGGGGGAGAGGAGCGAGCUGGUGAAGCGCUUCGGUGCGUUGGUGAGGAAAAUGUGGAAUCCCAAGGCUUUCAAGGCGCAAGUUUCGCCGCACGAGUUCUUGCAGCAGGUCGUAGUAGUUUCGGCGAAUCGAUUCAGGAUCACGCACCAGUCGGAUCCGGUCGAGUUCCUGGGCUGGCUGUUGAAUCGUCUUCAUGCGGAUCUUGCAACCGGGGGUAAGGGCGGCAAGAGGAAGAGAGGCGGUGUGGGAGCAGGCGGCGAGAGCGUCAUCAGCAAAUGCUUUCAGGGAGUGGUACAGGUCGAAUCGCAACCGCUCGCAUCUCGGUCGGAAGAGUCGGAUCCAUCGGCUUCGGCUGCUGCUGUAGCCGCUCAAGCAGAGUCCAUGUUGAAAGCUCAAAACGGGCAGACGGACGAACAGGGCCGCCUCCGAUUCGACCCUUCCUUGGGGGUCGACAAGCGAGACUCGCCCUUUUUCCUGCUCGCCAUGGACCUCCCACCGCCACCGCCCGUGAUGGGAGGCGAGGAGGGCGACACUCUCGUCCCGCAAGUGACCAUCGGCCAGCUCCUCGCAAAGUACGACGGACAAAGUCUGCACGCUUCCAACGCCAAACUCACGCGCUACGCCCUUCGUCGUCUCCCACCCUUUCUCAUCGUCCACUUCCGUCGGUUCACCAAAAACAGCCUGGGCCAGGAAGAACGCAACCCCACCCUGGUCAACUUCCCCAUCAAAGGUCUCGACGUAACCAGACACGCCCCCCUUCUCGAAUCCGCCCAGAAGCCGCCGCAAGAUGCAAAUCUGUCGGAAGUCUACGACCUCGUCGCGAAUGUCGUCUAUGACGCUGUGCCCGGCACGGUGCGACAAGGUGCAAGCUGGAAGUGUCAGGUCCACACCAAUGCUAAAACAGCGAAGGAGGGCGAAAUGUGGUUCGCCAUCCAAGACUUACUCGUCGAACAGGUGAACCGACAGAUGAUCUUCUUGGGUGAAAGCUAUCUGCAGAUCUGGGCGAAGCGGACUUCCUAA
Messenger RNA from Sporisorium graminicola, 1932 nucleotides. RefSeq lists its product as uncharacterized. Lineage: Eukaryota; Fungi; Basidiomycota; Ustilaginomycetes; Ustilaginales; Ustilaginaceae. Gene Ontology annotation, molecular function: zinc ion binding; cysteine-type deubiquitinase activity. The transcript has a single exon. The record is from RefSeq and is a predicted model, not a curated record. Bases 1 to 1932 code for a protein of 643 amino acids. Gene Ontology annotation, biological process: spliceosomal complex assembly; mRNA processing; protein deubiquitination.